UCAUCGGGACUGUCCAGUGCGCGGAAGGGCCGUAUAAUCCCCGAGAGCGCAGCUAAUUGACGACCGCAAGGAUGAUUGCAACCACGCAACAAAACAUGACAACGGAUCUGGACCUGGGGGGCUCAGGGGGACCACCACGGAACUGGAAGGGAAUUGGCAUCGCCAUGGUGGUCAUCCUGGGAGUCAUGUCUCUGGUCCUCCUCGCUGUGGUCCUUCUCACCCCUGAUGAGUCUCACCUCUUCCUGCAGUCCCCCCUCACAGUGGAGGACAUUGAGAGCCGUGGGUUCAAAGUUCAUGACCCCUGCGUGAGCUGGCUGAACGAGAACGAGGUGGUUCUGCGAACCAGGGAGGGUCAGGUGUUGACCUACGGCCUGCAGUCCAACCUCACAUCCACCCUACUGGACAACAGCACGCUUAAUCCUGAAGGAAUGAAGUUCAAUGUGUCUGCAGAUAAGAGGUUCAUUCUGCUGGCAUAUAACAUCCGUCCGGUGUUCUCUCAGUCCUUCACUGCCAGCUAUGCCAUCCACACUGUGGCCAGUGGGGACGUCGCAGAGCUCACGCCACCAGAUGAAGAGACGGCUGUGCUUCAGUAUGCGGAGUGGGGGCCGCAGGGGAGCCAGCUGGUCUAUGUCUUUGACAAUGACAUCUACUACCAACCAGAUGUGUCCAGUCAACCAAUGCGCCUCACCUCAACUGGCAAGGAGGGCCUCGUGGUCAAUGGUGUGACCGACUGGACCUAUGAAGAGGAGGUUUUGCUGUCGUAUAAGGCUCUCUGGUGGUCGGUAGAUGGUGCACGUCUGGCGUACCUCACAAUCAACAACUCUGCCACACCUCUAAUGGAGAUCCCUCACUUUCUGGGUGGAAUAUAUCCUUCCAAUAUAUUAUACCCAUACCCUAAGGCAGGCUCUCACAUCUCCUCAGUCAGGCUCUUUGUGGUGAAUCUCUAUGGGCCUGCUCACACAGUGGAGAUGAUCCCUCCAGAUUCUCAGCGGGCCAGAGACAGCUACAUCUCCAUGGUCAGCUGGAUUAGUAGCACUCAGCUAGCUGUGCGCUGGCUGAAUCGGGUCCAGAACCAAUCAGUGCUCUCCGUUUGUGAGGCGACUACUGGGGCCUGCUCUGAGAAAAACAAAAUGGCCGUGGACUUCUGGCAGACUCAACAGCAGGAGGUGCCGUUGUUCUCAGCAGAUGGCUCUGUGUUUUACCUGACACUUCCUGCCAAGCAGGGAGCCCGUGGGGAGUUCCGCCACAUUGCAAGCCUAUCCUCUCAGCCUGCUCUCUCAUCUGUUUCCCCUCGCUUCCUGACAUCGGGCAACUGGGAUGUCACCUCUCUCUGCGCGCUGGACGAGGAAGCUGGGAAAAUUUACUUCCUGAGCACGGAGGAAUCCAGACAGAGCCGACACUUACACAGUGCGGAGUUAGGAGGCGUUUUCCUGAGGCAAUGCCUGACCUGUGGCCUCGUAGACGACUGUAACUUCUUCCGAGUCCAGUUCAGUCCUAAUCUCACCUACUUCAUCCUCCACUGCUUGGGGCCUGGAGUGCCUAAGGUGACUGCUCAUGGCACAAAUGACCCCUCCAGAUACACAGUCCUGGAGGACAAUGCACCACUGGCUAUUGCUCUCGGAGCCAAGCGUCUUCCUGAAACCCUGUACCAGACGCUUUCAUCUGACAACUACGAUUUGCACAUCAAGCUCUCCUUGCCCAGAGGCUACGAGGCAGACCUGCUCCCUCUCCUGGUUAUUGUUGACGGUAGUCCAGGCAGUCAGCUGGUGACGGAAGAGUUCUCUCUGGACUGGCCGCAGGUGCUGUCCAGUUCCCACAGCAUGGCCCUGGCCUGGGUGGACGGCAGGAGUAGGGGGGCCAGAGGGCAGAAGGCAGGGGGCCUGCUGGACGCUCGCAAACCCGGGCCACUCAGGAUCAAGGACCAGCUCGGAGUGGUGGAGUGGUUGAUGCGGUUGCCUUAUAUUGAUAGCAGAAGAGUGGCUCUUUAUGGAAAGGCUUUUGGAGGCUAUCUGACCCUGAAAAUGCUGGCUGGCACCAAUCAACUCUUCAAGUGUGGGGUCGCUGUGGCCCCCAUUACGGACUUCAAACUCUAUAGUGCUGCUUUUUCAGAGCGGUAUCUAGGGCUCCCUGAUAAGGAGGACCAUGCUUAUGUGGCAGCCUCACUCUUAGAGGAUUCCACCAAAUUAAAAAACGAGCAGCUUCUUCUACUGCAUGGAACAGCAGAUGCCCGAGUCCACUUCCAGCACAGCGCUGAGCUGUUGAGCCGGCUGGUGAAGGUGGAGGGCAACUACUCCCUUCAGCUGUACCCUGAUGAGGGCCACACACUGCGGGAGGCCCGCAGCCUCCAGCACCAGAGCCGCACGCUCGUCCACUACUUGCACAACUGCCUCAAGCCCGACCCGACCCACAACUAUGAGGAGGAGGACGAGGAUGAGGAGGAAGACUGACUGAGUGCCAACGCCCCCCUUUAACCCUCUCCUAAUCCCCCUGCCCAAAACCCCCAGAGAGACUAAGUCAGGGCAGGCCACGUCCCUCAAAAGCUGCCACCAUCUUACUGGAGGCGAAGGGUGAACUACUUAACUGGACCUCCUCUGGGACAGGAUGCAGUGAUCAUGAGCCGGUCACCUCACUGGGGGGUGCCAUUUCACUCAUUUGUGUGUGUGUGUGUGUGUGUGUGUGUGUGUGUGUGUGUGUGUGUGUGUGUAUGUGUGUGUGUGUGUGUGUGUGUGUGUUUGUAUUUAUGCUUGUGUGUGUGCGUGUGCGUAUGCGUGUGCAUGUGUGAAUGUGAAUGGAAAAGAAAAAGGCCCAGGUCUUGUUAAAGUGGUCUUCCACAUAAGCACACAUGUAUGGGUAUGCAUGACCACAAUGGCUGCAUGAAAUAGGAAACCCCAUAGCAUAAUGCUGUCUGUUCCAAUACAUCCAAGAGGUUCAGAUUGGACAUAGUUUAUUAAUACUGUAUGUCUACGUGAUUUCUUAUCAAAUCUGUAUGAACUCCCCUCUAGGUUAGUACCAGCACCAGCAUAAGUUAUUUUACUGUGAACAUCCAAAAUAAGCACUUCCUCCAGCGUUUUUCAUAACAACCAGAACAUGUUGGAACUGUAUGGGCUAUUAUGAAGUAGCCUACUAAAGCUAGUCACCAAGUCCCAUACGUAUCAGUCAGUUGGUAUGAAUCAUUCAUGCCGUCCAAGAGUCAUUAAAGGGUUUUACUCUUGCCAUUCAAGCCAUUUCUUUUGUGCAUAUAAUUUAUAUGAUCUGAAACAAAAUGUGCCAAGCAUAAAUGACCAAAUAUUUCACUAAUAGUGGUAUUUCUCAACUAUGCGAGCUUAAUGACCUUGUUUCUCCAUCUCUAUCAUUUUCUGGGAUAUUAACAUGUAGUGUAGUCCUAAUCAAUAUUAACAAUGGCUACCAAUGUAUUUGAUUGCUCAGAGAACUUCCAGGCUAACCGCAUGUCUAUUGGUAAAAAUGUGCUGCCUUUGGUACUGUAAAUUAUUGUAAUACCGGUAAUAUUACACAAAUAAGCAAUUAAAACAUACUGGCAGUGAAUUGAUAAAUAUAGGCUAAUGAUAUGGCUAUCAGCAAUAGCCCACAGAUUUGUCAAAAAUUAACCCAUUAUCAAGCAAGCAAGCAAUCAAUCAAUCUGUUAAAGAAAAGCAUAGUGGUGUCUUCCAGUGAGCAGUGAUGUUUGUCAAACAACUCUCCACAGCAAAUGAGCACGACUAGCCUAUGUGAGGGGACUCUUAUCAUCGAACAUUUCCUACCAUAGCGUAGCCCUAUGCUAACAACAAUACAACUCACACCUAUACAGUAGGCCUACCUUGAUGUGUUUCUAUGUGUAUUGCUACAGUGAUUUUGGUAAAGUCGUGAAAAAAAUAGAGAAUUGUGACGCACCCAAUGAAGACUACAGUAGGCUAUGUACUUAAGAAUGCACUGUAGGUCCAAGAGGCUUCUCAGAACCCUGUGAACAUCCAGCCAGACCUAAGACAAAAUGGUGGACUGCAUGUAGUCUUUUUUAACCUACUGAAUGCCCCAGAGCCUUGGUGUUAUUUUGUUGUUGUAUUUUUCUUGUCUUAUAGUUUCUUAUAUGAUUUUUGAAUAAACUACUGAGUCUAUAUGUUU
This is a messenger RNA of Sardina pilchardus (European sardine), 4116 nucleotides long. Its product is annotated as inactive dipeptidyl peptidase 10. The coding region runs from base 72 to 2447 and encodes 791 amino acids. Gene Ontology annotation, cellular component: voltage-gated potassium channel complex; plasma membrane. The record is from RefSeq and is a predicted model, not a curated record. NCBI's taxonomy places the organism in Eukaryota, Metazoa, Chordata, Actinopteri, Clupeiformes, Clupeidae. The transcript is spliced from 25 exons. Gene Ontology annotation, biological process: proteolysis; regulation of potassium ion transmembrane transport. Gene Ontology annotation, molecular function: potassium channel regulator activity; serine-type peptidase activity.